Messenger RNA from Mucor mucedo, 1695 nucleotides. Its product is annotated as 6-phosphofructo-2-kinase-domain-containing protein. The record is from RefSeq and is a predicted model, not a curated record. The coding region runs from base 1 to 1695 and encodes 564 amino acids. The transcript is spliced from 8 exons. Gene Ontology annotation, cellular component: cytosol. Gene Ontology annotation, biological process: fructose 2,6-bisphosphate metabolic process; fructose metabolic process. Gene Ontology annotation, molecular function: ATP binding; 6-phosphofructo-2-kinase activity. Lineage: Eukaryota; Fungi; Mucoromycota; Mucoromycetes; Mucorales; Mucoraceae.
AUGAGUAACGAUCGAAGAAAAACUUUACCAGUAGUAAAGAUAGAACAUGAUUUAGAUGAGGAGUGUUUACCCAAGCGCGUUUUACCCAUUCUUGGAGCACCUUAUUCGCCCGAAAGAGACGGGGAGCUCAUCCAAGAUGAGCCAGUGUCUCCAUUAAACACUACCAGCAUGCCCAUACCUCAACCACCUUCUGCCAUUCCCAGUUGGCUUAAACUAGCGGCCGAGGACGAAGAGGGUAAAGGUCAAGCCAAUACAAGGGUACGUCAUUCGGUUGGUUUAGACGUACCAGGCGCAGUGCAUACCAUCACCACACCAAAAUUAAAAACAGAACGUCAAUUAGAUAGUAAACUUGUCGUCAUUAUGGUCGGAUUGCCUGCGCGUGGAAAAAGUUAUCUUGUCAAAAAGCUGAGACGUUAUUUAAACUGGCUUCAGUAUGAAACCAAAGUAUUUAAUGUGGGUAACAUGAGACGUGUAGUAGAAAACUCACAAGACCAAUCUGCCAAUUUCUUUGACCCAAAUAAUCAAGACAUGAAGAGAAUACGUGAUGAAAUUGCACUGAGUGUCCUUGAACAAUUAAUUGGUUGGUUAAAAGAUGGCGGAAGAGUUGCUAUUCAUGAUGCUACAAAUUCAACGCGUGCUAGAAGAAAGUUAUUAAUUGAUAGGUUAGAAAGAGAGCCAGAAAUUAGAGUGCUGCUAAUAGAAUCUGUCUGCACCGACCAAAUGAUGCUGGAGCGUAACUUUCGAUUGAAAUUAUCAGGACCAGAUUAUAAAAACAAGGACCCAGUGGAAGCAUUAGCUGAUUUCAGAUCUCGUGUAACCAAUUACGAAAAAGCAUAUGAACCCAUAGGAGAUUGGGAAGAAGCACAUGAUAUUCAAUUUUGUAAAUUGAUCAAUGUUGGUAAAAAAGUCAUUGCUUACAACAUUUCCGGUUAUCUAUCUGGCCAAUGUAUUUUUUAUCUCAUGAAUUUCAAUUUAAAUGAGCGUCAAAUAUUUGUGACCAGACACGGGGAGAGCGAGGAUAAUGUCACGGGACGCAUUGGUGGUGAUGCGCCAUUAUCCGAAAAGGGACAAAAGUUUGCAAAGGCACUUGCCAAAUUCACACAAUCACAGCGGAUCAAAUUUGCUUGUGAAUUGGCUUCCAAAGCCACAGAACUGGAACCAGAGGAAAAUCAAACACAUGCAAACGCAUUACAGACAACUGCAAAAUUUUGUAACUCUCAGUUUACGAUCUGGACGAGCAUGUUACAAAGAUCUAUGCAGACUGCAGAGUAUUUCGAUCCUGAUGAUUAUGAUAUCAAACAUAUUCGCUUCUUGAACGAAAUUAAUUCCGGUAUUUGUGAGGGUAUGACAUAUCAAGAAAUUCAACAGAAACAUCCUGCAGAAUAUAAAUCAAGACAAGCAAACAAAUUGUUUUAUCGCUAUCCGGGUAUGGGAGGAGAAUCCUACAUCGAUGUCAUCCAUCGUCUCCAACCCAUGAUUGUCGAAUUAGAACGAAUGACUCAAUCUUGUUUGAUAAUCACUCAUCGCGUGGUGAUGCGUAUUCUGUUAGGCUAUUUACUGGAUUGGACUCGAGAAGAAAUGCCCCACAUGAUGGUGCCUAUUCAUACUGUCUAUGAACUGCGUCCUAAGCCAUAUGGUACUGAAUUAAAAAAAUGGCAAUACAUGGAAGAUACAGAUUCCUUUGUCGAAUUCUAA